GACACAGCUGUUGCUCCCUUUCCUCCAGCCUGCCUCACUCUGUGACCAUGAGAGCUGCCUACCUCUUCCUGCUGCUCCUGCCCGGCCUGCUGGCUCAAGGCCAGUACGACCUGGACCCGCUGCCUCCGUUCCCUGACCACGGCCAGUACACCCACUACGGUGACCAGAUUGACAGCCCGGACUACUAUGACUACCAAGAGAUGACUUCUCGGCCCCCGGAGGAGCAGUUCCAGUUCCAGUCCCAGCAGCAAGUCCAACAGGAAGUCAUUCCGGCCCCCACCCCAGAACCAGGAAAUGCCGAGACGGAGCCGACAGAGCCUGGGCCUCUUGACUGCCGCGAGGAACAGUACCCCUGCACCCGCCUCUACUCCAUACACAAGCCUUGCAAACAGUGUCUCAACGAGGUCUGCUUCUACAGCCUCCGCCGUGUGUAUGUUGUCAACAAGGAGAUCUGUGUCCGCACGGUCUGUGCCCACGAGGAGCUCCUCCGAGCUGACCUGUGUCGGGACAAGUUCUCCAAAUGUGGCGUGAUGGCCAGCAGUGGCCUGUGCCAAUCUGUGGCUGCCUCCUGUGCCAGGAGCUGCGGGGGCUGCUAGGGCACAGCCAGCAUCCCGAGCCCGGCCCUCCGGGGAUCCGUGGGCCCUCAGGCCCUGCCUGAUCUGGUGCUUUCUCCCCAUCCUGACGUUCCUCUCCUUCCAGAGUUAGUGGACUGCAGCGGGCUGUGAUGCCCCAGGUCCUGGGCACAGUGGGGGCUCCCCAAGUUCUAGUCUCUGCCCCCAGAUGGAGGGCACCCCAGGCCUCCUUGUGGGACCCGGGUCCUGAUGUGCCUUCUCAGCCCUGAGGACAGUGUCCCUCAUCCCCCAAUGUAACUGUGCCCCUUGCCCAGCUGGUCUGUAAGGAUUUCCUACAGCCCACGGGUCAUGGACACCUUUGUUUUAUACAAGAUUAAAAAUAAGUUUUUACAGAA
Molecule: messenger RNA, 967 nt
Organism: Tupaia belangeri chinensis (Chinese tree shrew)
Lineage: Eukaryota; Metazoa; Chordata; Mammalia; Scandentia; Tupaiidae
Gene: MFAP2
Product: microfibril associated protein 2
Exons: 8
Coding region: 48-596 (182 amino acids)
Biological process (GO): embryonic eye morphogenesis
Cellular component (GO): microfibril
Source: RefSeq, a predicted model, not a curated record